Symbiodinium necroappetens is the source of this 483-nucleotide messenger RNA. The record is from the annotation of a GenBank genome assembly. Lineage: Eukaryota; Dinophyceae; Suessiales; Symbiodiniaceae.
AUGCAACAUGCGACGGACCGCGCUGCAGGCCCGGUUCCGGAGUCGACUGCCACUGCGACACCUUCCAUUCCGGAGGUCCCAGAGCUCACGAAGGACUUCGCUCCCGGUACAGAGGUGGUCAUCGAAGGAUUGCAGAAGUUUCCGGCUUUCAACGGGCUUCGCGGCACGGUUCAGCUGCUGGACAAGACCACAGGGCGCUACAACGUGCAGCUGUCUUCUUCCGAUGGGCCCCUCGAGCAGAUCGCGAAGAUCAAAGGUGACAACCUUCGAAUGUUGGUGCCACCGCCUCCGCCUUUCGAGUCCAGCGUCACGGUCAAGGUGGAGACGCCUUCCGCAAUGCAUGCGAGGGCGCCCGACUUCGUGCCGAUGCGGCAGAUGGGCUUGACAAACAUUCCGCCCAAUCCUCACUGGCAGGAGAAGCAGCGGAACAUGCUGUCAAGACAUGUGAGUCACGUCUCCGUUGUCCACGCUGACGACGAGUAG